ACAUUCGUGUUGUGCUUCGAUCAAGCUAAUACUGUAGUUUUUAAUAAAACUAAUAAAUCAAAAUAAUAGCAUUUAAUGUAAUGCAAAUACCUAAUCCAUAGUUAAGUAAAUUUUCCAGAUGUUAACUUUGCUUGGUAUGUAUCAAUUCUUAAGAAAACCAAACUCAAAUUCGGCAUUAGAAAAUUGGUCUCCAAAACCAAUAUGGACGAAAGAAGAACUAAAUUUGUUAAAAGAAUUGACUUUCUCUAGUUUACCCACAUGUUGCGUGGAUGAUAUAGUUAAAAAGAGUGACGCUUUUCCUCUAAAAUUCCCAACUACCACAAACAAAUGUGCGCAUUUAAAACUUUUGGUAUCCGAGAAUGUAUUAAACAGAAAUAUCAAUUCCGCUUACCCGGUUAUUCAUGCAUCGGUACUGAAGCUAUGUUGUGAUUUUCUGUUAUAUAAAAGGCAACAUGGAAGUAAUAGAGAACAAAAAUAUUAUAAAAACAAAAAUGUUAUGGACUUGAUCAAUAGAUUGUUAGUGAAAAGACCGGCGGUGUUUGUAGGACCCGAUGAUAAAUAUUUACUUUUAGAUGGUACUUUUGGUAGAGGUUCUUGGGAAAAUAUAGGAACUGACUAUGAAAAACCCCCUCUAACAUUAGAUAAUUAUUUAUCUUACGAUGAAUUGAAAAUAUCGUCUUUGUUGUCAAUCAGUUCUUAUACUCACUUUAUGAAUAAAGGUCACCGAAGCAAUAGUGGUGUUUACGAAGAAGAUAGAAGUGCGAUCGAAGGAGAAGGUAUAAUAAUCGGAAUCGUAGGUCCAAGACUUCCAAAAACCAACGCUGUCGAAAAUCAAGAAAUAAUAUUUUCUAAACAAUCGCAAACCAAAGAAAACGGUUUUGGUAAAUCCGUAAUAAACAGUAUACCAAAAUUAUUCGCGGAUUUUUACGGUGAAGAAUGCUUGGAUUAUAAGGAGAUGUUAAAAAAGAAAGCAGAUGACACGCAAGGCAGAUACGUUCUUUUAUUAAAACAUGAGUACAUUUUUGAUAAUAUUUUUUAUUACAAAAGACUUACUAUAUCGAUUGAUACUUUGUUGGGGGAAGCUAAUACAAGAGGAAAGAACGCAUCGAAAUUUUCAUUUCUACAUGUUGUCGGGAUCGGAUUGGGAGUUUGGAAAAUUUCUCCGCAUCAAGAUAAAGCUUUCAUGGACGCAUUUGCUUCAAGAAUAUUAUCCUUGGGACCGAAAUUACAUCAAAUUAGCGAUAUAUGUUUUGCUUAUAUUAACGAAACAAAAUGUGGAGAUUUCGGAAAUGGAGAGGCAAUUCCUAUCGAAAACCAUCCAAAUGGAGGAAUAAGAAUUCAUAUACAAAAUAGACAUCCACAUCAAAAGUUAAUAAACGAACAUGAAGACAAAUUAUUGGUGGUGUCAUACGCUUGGGAUGGAAAUUCUCUUCCAGGAAACGAAUAUUGGUCCGGAAGUUUGAGAUCAAGCUCUGAUCCUGCAGCAGCAUGUUCGACACAAAUUACUGAGCUUCAUAAUCCUCAUAUAAAUACUAGAAUAUGCGCAGAUAAUUUAAAAAUCGUUACGGAAGGAGAUGUUAUUUCAUUGCAGGAUUACUUAAAGACAAUUCCUAUGUUAUUGUAAAUUGGGACUUUUCCAAAAUAUAUGAAUCAAAUAAAUAUUCUGAUCAUCAAAUUUCAUUUGCAUUCUUAUGAAAAAUAAUUUUGAUUUCUGGUCUAUUUUUAUCAAUAACGUAUUUUCUAAUAGAAAAUUAUUUGACAAUAAAAUGUUUUUAUUAAU
Messenger RNA from Diorhabda carinulata, 1780 nucleotides. RefSeq lists its product as uncharacterized. Lineage: Eukaryota; Metazoa; Arthropoda; Insecta; Coleoptera; Chrysomelidae. The coding region runs from base 119 to 1624 and encodes 501 amino acids. The record is from RefSeq and is a predicted model, not a curated record. The transcript has 4 exons.